UGGUGUAGAAGAAAAAGUAGAUUCCUUAGCACACGAGUCUCAGGGACAAAAGAAAAAGUAAAGGCUUGCGAUAUGAAAACUACAUGCAUCACAAUCUUGUUUUGGCCACUCUCCAUGCUAUUAUUAACAGGUGAAAGCCAGUCUUCUAGAACAGAAGUCAAAUGUAAUUUCACUGAAAUGAAUUAUUCUUUGAUUCCAGCGGAUAUCAAUAAAAAUGUUACUAUACUUGAUCUGAGUUAUAACCAAAUUACUCUGAAUGUUACAGACACAAGGGUUCUACAGACAUAUUUUUUACUCACUGAACUCUAUUUGAUUGAGAACAAUAUCAUUAUGUUAUAUAAUAACAGCUUUGGUAACCUCUCCAACCUAGAAAUUUUAAAUAUGUGUACAAACUCCAUCCACAUAAUUCAACAGGGUGCGUUCAAAGGCUUAAAUAAACUAAAACAGUUACAUCUCUGUCAAAACAAAAUACUUCAGCUGAAUCCUGAUAUAUUUUUACCCCUAAAACACCUAAUACUUCUGAAUCUGCAUGGCAAUUUGAUAAGCUAUUUUGAUGUACCACUAAUGUUUCAUCUGGAAUUAAUAAUUUUGUAUGGAAAUCCAUGGAACUGCUCUUGUAGUCUACUGAAUUUGCAGAACUGGUUGAACACCUCAAAUGUGACACUAGAAAAUGAGAACAUCACCACCUGUGCAUACCCAGAUAUCCUGAAAUGCUACAGUAUCACAACAGUACCUUACAAUGCAGAAUGCUACUCAAAAAUUUCUCCACCUAUAAAUGAAGAUCUUUAUAACCAUUUUCAGUCCAUUAACAAUUCAACAUUUAAUAGCUCUUUGAACAACUUAAAAAAUUCAGAACAUAAACUUCUUGGAAAAAGCUGGGCUUUUCUUGUCGGUGUGGUAGUCACUGUACUGAUGACUUCAUUCCUCAUUUUUAUUGCUAUCAAAUGCCCAAUAUGGUAUAAUUUUCUGCUUAGUUACAAUCAUCAUCGCCUGGAAGAGCAUGAAGCAGAAACCUAUGAUGACUGUUUUACUGAAAAUUCAAGUUCUCUUUCACAGGCCCCACAUACAAACUCUGAAGAAACUACAGAAAUAUUUGAACAACUACAUUCAUUUGUAUUAGAUGACGAUGGGUUUAUUGAAGACAAAUAUAUAGAUACUCAUGAAUUACAUGAAGAAAAUUAAUUCUUUUCAAUGUUUGAUUCUUUAAAAAUGUUACUGGUUCACUUACAGUUUAGACAUAGAUAGAGAUUAAGCAGGUGACAGACCAAACUGUGGCUAGUAGACUUUUAUAUUAAUUGCAACACAUGAAUAUCACAAAAUCAUGUUUUUCUCAUUGGUACUAAGCAAGUAUGUCCAAAUAUACUAACUGACAUUAUCUGGUAGCUAAUGGUUACAACAGAAGCAUUACUAUUCUCAGCAGUAUUCAGCAGACCAUACAUCCUAAUAAGAAAAAGACCUAAAGUAAAUUAUUCAUUAAUUAAAAUGAACUGAUUCUCUUAUUAGCCUGGAUAUUUGAUUCAAUACAUAUUAAAUUAUAUUAACAUUUUAUUGGUUGGAAUAAGUGAAAAAUAAAGGUUUUGGAUAUCACAAGUCAAAGUGAAGAAGCUUAAAUAUACAACAAAGAUUGAUUUUAUGCUCAUAGAAUGAAUUCAUGGAAUUGGAAAAUAUUUUAAUGUUUCCAGAAUCAGCACAAUAAAUUUCCUUAAGAUUUCGUACUUGAAGCACAGGCACAGUGUCCAAGCACAAUCCCCACCUAACAAAUUACUAUUGAUUUAAAAAAAAAAAAAAAAAGUUACGGAUUUUGGCUAUAAAGAAAGACCAUCACCAUAAUGCAAGAUCAUCACAACUGAACAGUAUGGUGACUUCCCAAGUGGGUAUCACAAGUUUCUAUGAAUCCUAUUAUUUAAAAAUUAUUUUCCCCCUUUCUUUGGAGAAGUUCAUUCAAAUAAAUUUGUGUUGGAAUUGAGACAUUUCCAUUGGUCUAGGGACAGCUGUUUUGGAUUCUGUAGAUAGAGCAAUGGUUCCCAAAUUGUUGUUACAGAAUAUUAAUUUCUAGGAAAAUGCCCAGAAAUAUUUAUAAGGGGAAAAAAGGUACAUGGCCAAAUUACUAUAGAAUUCCUAAAGGAAAUACUGAGUUUAAACAAAGUGAAACAAGAUUCUUUACCAUAGGACUUACUUGAAACUACACUAAAGUGCUCUCUGCUCUUCGAGAACCAAGUAUUAAGAAUCUUCCAAACUUACUGGACAUCAAAACCCUUUCUUUGAGGUAUGCCUACAAAGAGUUCAUAGCAAAAUAAUGGUCAAAAAAUGUAGUUUGGACUACAAUGGCCUUGAGACUAUUAUAGGAAGGAUUUCAAGUUAAUUAUUUACUAAUUCUUAUUAUUUACUAAUUCAACUGGCUGUGAUCAUAAUUUUAACUUAAUGCAAACAGUGGCAUUAAAAGCUGUAAAAAAAAAAAUCCAUCAUUUUUACCUUCCAUAUGGGUGGAAAUAAAGUGUAUUUAUCUAUAUAUUUUAAAGAAAAGAACAUCUCUGAAACUAAAAUAAAAUACAUUUAUAGAUGAAAUAAUAUGGUAUCUUUAGAACUUCAUCAUAAUACAGGGAAGGGAGUAGUGCCUAGACAUCUGUAUGGAGCAGAAAUGGAUCUGAGCUGAUGGAGCUGGGAGAUGGGUACAUAAGAGUAUAAUACAGUAUUUUUGUGUCAUUUCUCAAAAUGCCUAUGUACUUGAUAGUUUCUCAGAAAAAGGAAACUAAAAAUAAUGUAGAUAUAUGUUAUAUUCUGCAGAAUAGUUGUUACAUCAAUAGUAAAUUCAGCUCAACUGUCCACUGAGGAAAAUGAAAAUUGUUUAGGAUGAUAUAUAUAUGCCCUGUCAAAAAGAACUGACUCACUUAUUUAUAAUGCAUAUUUGCCUGUGUUUAUAGAAACAUGCUUUCAAUAAAGGACACAAA
Molecule: messenger RNA, 2948 nt
Organism: Hyaena hyaena (striped hyena)
Lineage: Eukaryota; Metazoa; Chordata; Mammalia; Carnivora; Hyaenidae
Gene: LRRC19
Product: leucine rich repeat containing 19
Exons: 5
Coding region: 73-1182 (369 amino acids)
Biological process (GO): positive regulation of non-canonical NF-kappaB signal transduction; interleukin-8 production
Cellular component (GO): plasma membrane
Molecular function (GO): signaling receptor activity; protein binding
Source: RefSeq, a predicted model, not a curated record